GCGCCGAGUUGCGGACACCCCCCAGCAUCAAGCAGGAGCCCCCCGAGGAUGCCACUGUGGUCCUCCCCCGCCAGCCUGUGCUCUGCUCCAUGAGCGAGACUUCGGCCGGCCUCACCACCGGCAUUGUCACCACCACACUCAACGUGCCGCAGCCCCACCUCUCUGUCACAGGCAUGCACGGGGCCUCGCAGGCGUUGGCUGACGGCCUCUCUCCUAGGAAGAAGCCCAGAAAGCAGCAGCUGACCGGGAACGAGCUUCAGGAGGCACGAUCCAGUGAGGACGACCUUGACCACCCACCGGUGAAGAAGACGAAGAGAGAGAUCGCCGAGGACAAUCACGACCUAGAAGGAAGCGAAGACGAAGGCGGGGGAUGGUCUGAGCCAGGUGGGGGCAGCAGCGGAGGGAGCUACGGAGGGAGUGGAGGGGGCCUGGGGGGAGCCAACGCCAGUAAUGCCGUCAAUGCCACCGUCGUCAUAACCAACCGCCCCACCAUGUCCCUCCUGAGCAGUUUCCGACAGACAUGGAAACCGAGGCACAACCACUUUGUGCGCCACACAGAUGUCAAACCCAAGGACGAGAGGAGAUUGACUGUCAACGAGAUCGCCAACCAGAAGAUGGCUCUGCAACGGGUCAAUGGAUGGAAGGUUGUUCACCUCUCAGGGCAAGUGGAUGACCUUGUAGAGCUCGAGUCUGAUGUGGUUGACCGUCUGCAUUUGCUGCUCACUUCCUUGGAGAAGAGAACUCAUGGCAGAAAGCCAUACAAGGACUUUGAUAAAGACAUCAAUAGGUUGUCAGAGCUAGUCAAGGCCAACAUCCAGAGAUCCAAGAUUAUAAAAGACCAGAUGACAGAAGCAAGAACACAGAUGGAAAAGCUUUUUGAGCACAAGGGCAAGAUUGUGGAGAUCAUGACAAAGUACAGCAGCAAGCGCAGUGUUCGCAAGAAGGAGAAGAGUUGAAGCCUUUUUGUAGGGGAGAGAAGUUGCAUUGGGCUUUUUUGCUUCUAAAGCUGCCAAAGUGUUGUAUUAAAGACAAAGGGCUUUAUAUAUAUAUUUUUCCAGAUUCACCCGGUCAAUAGACAACAGACGUGGUCCAGGCUAUCAGUCUUGUCCAUUCACGUGCCAGGCAUAAAGUGUGAAUGCUGAUAAUUAACAAAAGUUGCAGGCUUCAGCUCAAAGUUGAAUUCAGAUGGAAAUCCUUGUCAAACUAUAUAGAUAUGUACAAAGUAUUAUCAUCAUUAUUAUUAGUUUUUUUUACACCAGUGACUUUUUUUUUUGCCUUUUUGUUAAUGGACAACUUCUCACCAUCAUUCAAGAUACAUCUUAUUUGUCAUUGUGGAUUACUGUUGUGGCCAAGGCUACUUCUUCCAACUCAAGUACAAUUUUAUUUGUAUACUCCAAGCAGAAAUUUAUUGUUUACAGUGCAAACCUGUAGCUUAAGGCUUAGAUAUAAGUGAUCAGUGAUAUGUUAUUUGUAUUAAAUAUAAAAUUUUAUUAUAACAAAGUUAUAUGUUAUUCCUCGAUAGUUUUAAUUGGAACACAGUGAUAUGUACAGUAUUCAUAGACUGACUGUGAAUCAUUAAGCCUACCCAGGAAUAGUCACUUCAUUUAUGUCAGUGGAUGAAGUAUCCCCUUUUUUUUUUCCUUUUUUUUCCAUAAGUUUUAACAUGUAAGAAUACUGACCUGACAGAAGAGCAUUAAGUUAGCAUUGCAGACUUCAGAGUAGACAUAUUCUUUUAAGCAGUAUGUUUUAUUUUGUCCGUGCCAAUCACGAAAUAGGCGAUGAGACUUUGUAUACAGACAAGUUAUUAUUACCUUGUCAGUUGCCCCAGAACUUUGCUCGGGUAAAACUAGAAGGUAAUGUUUAAAUGUAAAGACAUAUUGUUCUAUAAAAUCACAUACAUUGUACAAAGGAAAAGCAAUAUAAUAAAAUCUGAAAUCUUA
Penaeus indicus is the source of this 1940-nucleotide messenger RNA. Its product is annotated as histone deacetylase complex subunit SAP130-B-like. NCBI's taxonomy places the organism in Eukaryota, Metazoa, Arthropoda, Malacostraca, Decapoda, Penaeidae. Gene Ontology annotation, biological process: negative regulation of transcription by RNA polymerase II. Gene Ontology annotation, cellular component: Sin3-type complex. The transcript has 5 exons. The coding region runs from base 90 to 956 and encodes 288 amino acids. The record is from RefSeq and is a predicted model, not a curated record.